Molecule: messenger RNA, 249 nt
Organism: Cylindrotheca closterium
Lineage: Eukaryota; Bacillariophyta; Bacillariophyceae; Bacillariales; Bacillariaceae
Source: the annotation of a GenBank genome assembly
AUGGACAAAGACGAGUACCACAAGCGCGUGGCGGAACUUGCAAAGACAGCCAAGCCGACCGAAAUUUGCUCGCUCAAGCCCAAUCAUAAGAAUCACACUAUCUCCGAGUGCAAGGCAAACAACAACUACAAGGCCCGAAUGAGCAACAAGAAGUCCAACAGCUUUGCUGUCAUCAAUUUCCCUGGAGAUAAGCCGGAUGAUGAUUUGACCACCUCUAAAGAGACCGACUCAUCCAACAAGAAUGCCUGA